UUUCAUAUUCGAAACCUAAACUUACAUUAAUAUAUGUACAUAUACUAGCUGACCCGGCAAACGUUGUUUUGCCAUGCAUAUUAUUUCUAGGAAACAUUCUUUUAGUUCAAUAAAAAUAACUAUCUACUACUAAGUAUGCGGGGAUGUACUUAUAAUCGAAAGCAUUAUAAACAAUGAAAGUAUGCUUUAUUUAAGUUAAUAAAUUAAUCCUUAUUAAAGUAACGAAUACAUAUAUUUUAAAUUACAAUUUUUGAUAGCUUUCUAAAUAAAAAAAUAAUUAUUCAUAUUAUCCUAUCAAUUAUGGCAAUUGAAAAAAAAAAUUUAUCUCUCAGUGCAAUAGAGUGUACAAUAUUCUUGGUUAGUCCGUCUUUAGCCAACACAAACAAACUGGAGGGUUUUCCCACGCGAUAACAUGCCACAUAUACAUACAUAGUUGUCCGUUGGAUAAGCAUGGUGUUUCCAAAUCUAAGCCACAUACAGACAAUGUCUGGCCUUGUGACUUAUUGAUCGUCAUAGCGAAUGCCAAUCUAAUGGGGAAUUGAGUGCGUUUGAAUUCAAUUGGCACAUCUGUAGUAAUCAUAGGGAUUCGUGGCAGCAACACAUUUUCGCCUUGAAACUUGUCAUUCAAGAUGAUGGCUUCAAUGACGUUUUUCAUUAAUUUUGUGCCAUUACACAGCCGUGGUGGGUUUAAAUUGCGAAGCAGAAUAAUCGGAGAUCCAACCUUCAAUUGUAAAUAAUGUGGUGGCAUGCCUGGCAAAUCCAAUGAAUUUAAAAACUCAAUUGGAUAAUUCACAGUCUGGUUGGUAUCGCAAACUGCAUCGAUAGAUUUGUAUGACACCAAGUCCCCAGGCAACAACUGUUGAAUCUUUAAAUUUAACCCAUUCACGUCUACAUUUUUAGCUGCCAAAAUCGUUCUUUCUGCCAGCCACUUACGAUUUGCAUAUUGUGUGUGUACGUCGGGAAAUAUGGGAUCGAUGAGAGUAUUUUGCGAGUCGAUGAUUGUGCAGAAGUCCGUCUGUAAUUUAAUGCAUCCAGUAUUUUCAUGUACAUCAACUUUCCCAUCACCAAUAUCUAACAGUUGUUUAUAGAAAUUUUCGGCGGAUGGAUCCUGAAGCAUUUGAACGCGCAUGUUCACCGUCAGCUGUACUUUUUCAACAUUACGCCAUAGUCGCGAUGAUUUUAAGCAAGCAUUAAUUUCAUCAGCGUACGUUGAAUGUGGAAUAACGGGAAGAGUUUGUCUAAAAUCACCAGAAAGAAGUAACAAAGUGCCGCCAAAUAGUUUAUUAUUGUUUUUUAUAUCCUUUAAUGUCCUAUCUAAUGCCUCAAGCGAAUGUUUGUGUGCCAUAGUGCAUUCAUCCCAAAUAAUAAUUUUACAUUGUUUCAGCACUAUGGCCAUAGGCGAUGGUUUUUUUAUGUUGCACACUGCAUUUGGAUUAUUUUGAAUGUUCAACGGCAGCUUAAAUGCUGAAUGAGCUGUUCUGCCUCCAUCUAAUAAAGUUGCUGCAAUGCCAGAAGAUGCAACGGCCAAUGCGAUGUCAUUUUUUGAUCGUAUCUCGGCCAGAAGUAACGAAAUAAGGAAUGUUUUGCCAGUUCCACCUGGUGCAUCCAAAAAAAAAGAAUCCUCCUUGUCCUGCCGAAACUGCCAGCAUGAUGCGGUCGUAAAUAAUUUUUUGUUCAUCAUUUAGUAGUGGAACAUUGCGACUAACAAUGCCUGCCAUUUCUACAGUAUCGUACUGUAGUUCACGAUUGAUAUCUGUGUUGAAUAAAUCAGAUGCACUUCGAUUCGGUGAGCUCAAUUCGCAAUAGCAAUGCAAAGAUUCUCGAUAGCAAUCAAUGCUUCAUUGCACAUUGCAUCACUGAAUGAUAUCGUUAGAUCGUUGCACCUUGUACGUUGUCGAUACAAUAUAUCAUCAGUCAUUGAAUCUUUGUGAUUAUCCCACAACAUUUGGCUCGUAUACAUAUAUGUAUAUACAUAUGUACAUACUGUCAUAAAAAUUAUAAAAUAUUAGACUUUUAUAAGAAACUCUCUGCCGAAGUUUGAUUCGGCGGGCCCAAUAGUACCCAAAAUUGUAAUGUUGACGUUGGGCAUAGCUCAAUUAUAUAUAGUGCAUACAUACAUCUACGCAAACGCCGUAUACAUACAUACCUUAACAUCUUUUUAUUCCUCCAUUCUUUAUUUGCCGAAUUUUCGUUUUGUCGUUCAUUGACCCUUACUAAAAAAGAGGUUGCGGUAGCUCUUCUGCCGUUGCUGUAGCAUACAACCACACAGCGCGAAAACAAAUAGCAUAACGUGAAACUCAACUUUUGAGCAUGAGUGCUGCUUAUUUCUCUCAAUGUUAUAUCUAUAUACAUAUCUACAUACAUAUGUAUAUUUAACAAUUUAACGGUUUUUUUCAAUAAUCUAAAGAAAUCAUAAAUAUAUCAAAAUAAUUUCCAUAACAAGUAGGAAAGGGCUAAGUUCAGGUGUAACCGAAAGAUUAAGCUUAAGAAAUUCCAUCAGGCGCUGGCAAAAUUUAAUAUUGAACAAGUUAGAAAGGCUAAGCAAGGGCUAUAAGGGUCUAGGGCAAUUUUCCCCGAUUUUAUACAUUUUAGGCACAAAGAUGCAUAAACGACUCCUUCGGAAUUUUUAUAAUAUAUCGCACAGAUUGACCGAUAUUUUCGAUUGCAAUUGGAACUUUAAAACAAUCAUUAGGUGAACGAAACUAUUAAACUAUGUAGCAACAUGUUGCAAAAUUAUACAAAUCGAAUCCUUAUAUAGAAUCAUUUCCUAUAUGACAAGAUACCUUCCCAAAAUUUAGGAUAUAUUUUUAUCCAGUGCAGCGCUACAAUUUCCAUUCCUAUUCAGGAUAAAUUAACAGAUUUUGUGAGAAAAUGCGUGCCUGUGAGUACUCAUACUUAUACAAAUCUGCAAACUUAUGCACAUUCGUUUUACAUUGCGUUUGCAUUGAAAACACACACAAAAAAUUAUGUCUACAGCUGACGACAUCGCUGCUGAGAAAGUUCUCCGCAGACUACGCCGACGUCAACCGAUUUAACAAAGCGUCGUUGAAUAAAAUGUAAGUUGAGCAAAAAAGUGCAAAACUUGGCUGCGGCUACUACAACGUUGGCGAAUAUAACAGCUUUGAACUUGAACUACACGUGGAGGCAGUGCAACGGUUUUCAACUGCAUACUGCUCAAAGUGCAUGUGUGCUUAGGUCCGUGCAGUUUUGUCUGGGAGGCAUUGCACGAGUUUUCAACAGACGAACUACGCCAAAUGCAUACGAAGCAAAACGAAGUAUGCAAACAAUGAAUAACUACGGCGCAGGAACGCACAGAACGGAGAGUAAUUUCAGAUAUAAAUGCAUAGGCAUAUGUACAUAUGUAUAUGUAUGAUGUAUGUAUAUGAAAAUUUGCCUGUAUGUGUACUUACAACAGAGUAUUACAUUUUUUGCGAAAAUUCCCAUAUAACAUAUGUAUGUAUUUUUUUUCAACUUCUCAUCAAGCACACAUAAUGGCCUAUCUCGCUAUAGACACAUACAUACAUACACACAAUUUUUAAUCUGGGGAGAUGGCAUUGGUCAAUCUUCAUCUUCAAACACUUGAAACUGGAUUUAGAAAUCAGCCGUCUGAAGAAUAUCUCUACUAUCUCUAGUGAUUCAAGAUGUGAUAAGUUUCAAUAUGAACAAAUAAGGUUUUGUUAUUAUAUUAGUAUGGAUGAUGGGUACGCGUUUAAGACCAAAUUAAUACCAGAAGUUUAGCAGCCUGAAAUCGCUGAGUGGUUCAUAAUGAGACUACAUAUUUCGAAAUUGAUAUACAUACAUAUGUACAUACAUAUGUGUGUACAUAUUCCCUUCUCAGAUAAGAUCUGUGUCACAGAUUAUCACAGACAUGGUUGCAAUUAUUCAUUAAAAAAAUAAUUUAGUUUACUUUUGAAUUAAUUUUAUUUUAUUCCGAAUGUCAAAUAUGCGAUUAAAAAAAUAACAAAAAGUUAACUUCGGUUGUACCGAAAAUACAAAUACAAAAAAAGCAUUACAAGAACUUUAAUCAGUCAGUUUGUAUGGCAGCUAUACAUAUGUACAUUACUACAGAGACUCGAUCAGAACAAUUUAUUUCAAUAUUACAUCAUUGCUUUAGACAUUAACACAUGCCAAAUUUCCGAUUUUGAUUCCAGUAUGAUAUUUCGCCCAGCUUCUUGGUGAGAAGAUAUCUCAAAAACUAAAGGGCUAUUUCACAUACAUAUGUACAUAUAUACAAACAGACGGACGAACAAACAGACUGACUCCGGGCCAAACACUGUGACUGUGACCUUUUACUAAAAUUAAUAUAAAAAAAAAAACAAUUAAAGCUUAAAUAAGCAUGGCGGAUUCUGUUUGCAAAUUAAGAGAUUGGUUUUGUUUUAUUUGUGGACAUUUUACGCACCUUCAAAGCAGAAGAAAGAUAUUCCCUACAAUUGAAGAACCAUAUUUUCUUUUCUUUGGAAUACGAUUUUUAUGUGAAGCUUGGAUACCAAAAACUGUAUGUACUACUUGCGAAAGUGGUCUUUUGACCUGGUACAAAGGCAACACUAAGGCGCUGCCAUUUUCUGCGCCUAUUACAUGGAUUGAACCUGAAAAUCACAAAUCAGAUACAUGCUAUUUCUGCGUAAAUUACAAAUUUGGUAGAAGCCAAAGGCACUACGCGAUAAUGACAUACGAAACAACAAAUAAUGUCAUUUUACCAGAAGUGUGCUGUGAAGGUGUUCCGGUGCCUCAACCGCCUACACAUUAGUGAUGAGCGAUAUUUCACUACCGGUGAUUUUUUCACUGUGAUUGAAAAAUCGCAAAUCGGAACUGCGAUCACAAUUUAUAAAUAGCAGUUCUCUUCUGUGAACUGCGAUUGCGAUCGCAGUUCGAAACUGUGAUCGCAGUUUGAACCUGUGAACAGCGAUCGCAGUUCUAAACUGUGAUCGCAGUUCGAACCUGUGAAUAGCGAUCGCAGUUCGAAACCUGUGAUUUACGAUAGCAGUUCAAACCUGUGAAUUACGAUCACAAUAGCAAAUAGCAGAAAAGUAACAACUUUCUUCAGGGUAUUGUACAUAAAUAUAUAUCGUAUAUGCUAUUUUUCGUCAUAGCGGUUUGAAGUUUUGAGUGUAACGCUCUUAUAAUUUUUAAUAAUGGCAGGAAAUGUAUCAAGGAAAAGAAGUGAAGUAUAGCAGAUGUUUGAAGUGGUAGAUGAAAUGUAAGCAAAAUGGAAUUAUGGAAUAUUUUAAUUUGUUUUAAUUAAAGUUUUAAUUUUACUUAUUGUUUGUGAUGAAAACAAGAAUUGUAACUAAUUAAUUUCAGAAGAAAUUAUGGAAUAAAAAAAUUACGGGGUUUUAAUAUUUGGGAAAUGUUUAGUAUCGCGCCGGUUUAGUAUCGUUUAUGGAGAAAAACAGGGGAGGGCUACCCCCCCUCACGCCCCCUUAUUGGAAAGAGGAAGGAUCGAACUUUUAAAUUUUUGGUUUUUCGCAUUAUUGAACUCAAUGCAGAAAAAGGUGUAUUAUAUUUAAAGAUUUACAAAGAAAUUAACAAUCAAAAGUAAUUAAAAACAUUACUAGUGGUUUUUAUAAUUCAUAAGUAAUAUAUGUGCGUGAAAAUGUAUCCAUAAUUGGUUUGGUACAAUGCACAUUAGGUGAAAAUACACUAGCAUAUAUUGAGAAAUUUGCAAAAAAUAUCAUUUUUUAAAGUGAAUUUUUGGAAAAAUUUGUGAACCGAUUUUUAUAAAAUAUGAUUUAAAAUAAAGUUCGAUAAUUUACGCAUACAUGCGUGUUUAAAAUUUUCAAUUUGGUUCUGUCGUUUAGGUACAGUAAGCGAAAAUUAACCGGCGCGAUACUAAACCCAACCCUAAUAUUUUCCCAAAGAUUAGGAAACUCCCGUUAAUUAUUAGAUCUUGAAAAUAUUAAAAGCGGGUAUUCUAAACAAACAAAUUAUCACCACACUAAUAGUAAUUCCUUCUAAGAAAUGUGUGAAACCAUCAUACCAACAUACAAAUGAACUAUGCUAUACGGUCUAAGUGUCAGGUAGCCGUACCGCUCCAACAUUUGCGAAAAUGUAGUGAAAAGAAAGGCGGAAAAACUUCACUCGAGUUACAGGAGCCAAAAGAGAAUUUGCCGCCAAUAACGACAAAAUGUUUUCGUCGUUCCCACGACAGUCGGGUCUACGUAAGUGGAACAGAUCAGGACUUUUAUUCGGCCAAACAGUGUCAAAUUGGCAGAAUCUGCCGCUACAACAACAACAACGAUAUUUUAACGUCGACUUAGUUGCGAUCGCAAUAGCAAUAUAAAAUCACAGUGCUUUAAAAAUAGCAAUCACUGAAAUCACAGAUAUCGAAAAAUCACCAUAUCGCUCAUCUCUACUACACAUACAUUUUCGGCCAAUAUGACAUACGCCAAUACAGAAAUAACAGCGGCGGUUGAAAACAUAUCAGAUAUAAGUUACUUGCCUCCUGGUGGUUUAAACAUAUGUCCUAAUUUGAUAGACCAAGCUUAUUUUGAAGAUCUCGUAAGAGAUUUAGGACUAACAAAAGAGAAAGCUGAAAUAUUAUGUUCCAGAUUGAAAAACAGGAAUUUGAUAAAAGCGAUGUAAAAGUUACAUCGCCAAGAAAAAGGCACGCCGAUUUGGAAAGUUAUUUAAAAAAAUCAGUUGAACUUGUAUACUGUUGCAGUAUUGAAGAGGUUCUAAAAUAUCUAAAGCUUCCACUGGACUCUUCCGCUUGGCGACUAUUUAUAGAUAGUUCAAAACACAGCUUAAAAGCAGUUUUACUGCACAAUGGAAAUCAGCAUCCAUCAAUACCGGUGGCGUAUUCUACAAAAAAGGAGGAAACAUACGCAAAUAUUUCAAGUCUCUUAAAUAAAAUUGAAUACUAUAAAUAUAAAUGGGAAGUAUGCGCAGACUUCAAAAUGAUUGCAAUAUUGACUGGAAUGCAAACAGGAUACACAAAAUAUAUGUGCUUUCUUUGUAAAUGGGAUUCACGUGCUACCAGCAGCCAUUAUCAUAUUAAAUAUUUCGAAGAACAUAAGGUCAUACUUCCACCGCUGCAUAUUAAGUUGGGCGUGGUGAAAAAUUUUAUUAAAAGCUUAAAUACACAAGGAUAUGCUUUCAAACGCAUUCAAACAAUUUUCCCCAGAUUAUCUGCAGCAAAAUUAAAAGAAGGAAUGCUCGUUGGACCCGAUAUAAGAAAAUUAUUACAAGAUGAAGAAUUUUAUGGUCAUCUGUCGGAUAUGCAAAAGACAGCAUUUGACUUUAUGCAGCUGGUUAUAUCAGAAUUCCUUGGAAACUCAAAAGCACAAAACUAUGCAGAAAAUAUUGAAAGCAUGCUAAUCGGUUUUAACAAUAUUGGCGUUAAGAUGUCACUAAAGCUGCAUUUUCUGCACUCUCAUCUCAAUUUUUUUAAAGAAAACCUUGGAGCGGUUUCAGAUGAACACGGUGAAAGGUUUCAUCAGGUAUUGGAAGAAAGAUUCAAAGGGAAAUCCCAAAGUGUAAUGCUUGCUGAAUACGUAUGGGGCUUGUACAGAAACCUUGACACAUCGGAACAUUCACGUCAAGCUAAAUACAGGAAAGCAUAUUAAGUUUAAUCUUUAAUCCAUUGUCCUACUACUGCUGAAGUAAAAAAAUAAAUAUGUACAUACUAUAAUAAACCACUAUUAAAACAAAAUUAUAAUUUUUUUAUCAAUCGUAAAGGGCUUUAUUUACUCUUGCCAACAGGUGCUACUUCGGACUGAGUAGGCAAUUGAAAAGUAAAGUCCUCUCUCGACGAACAAAAGCCAAACUCUAUAAGUCGCUCAUAAUUCCCGUCCUGCUAUAUGGUGCAGAGGCUUGGACGAUGACAACAACCGAUGAGUCGACGUUGCGAGUUUUCGAGAGAAAAGUUCUGCGAAAAAAAAAAAGUUCUGGUCCUUUGCGCGUUGGCCACGGCGAAUAUCGCAUUCGAUGGAACGAUGAGCUGUACGAGAUAUACGACGACAUUGACAUAGUUCAGCGAAUUAAGAGACAGCGGCUACGCUGGCUAGGUCAUGUUGUCCGGAUGGAUGAAAACACUCCGGCUCUGAAAGUAUUCGACGCAGUACCCGCCGCGGGAAGCAGAGGAAGAGGAAGACCUCCACUCCGUUGGAAGGACCAAGUGGAAAAGGACCUGGCUUCGCUUGGAAUAUCCAAUUGGCGCCACGUAGCGAAGAGAAGAAACGACUGGCGCGCUAUUGUUGACUCGGCUAUCAUCGCGUAAGCGGUGUCUACGCCAGUAAAGAAGAAGAAGAAAGGGCUUUAUUUACAAAAAUGGUGUCUUUGGUGACCCCCACUGAAAUUUUCCGCCAAACAUUUUCGUAGAAUAUUUUAAUCCUUAAAUGUCCUUUUUUAAAGGAUAUUUUUUGAUUUUCUCGAAAAAAGGGUCAAAUUGACCCAUAAAGAAACCAGUUCCACAAAAAUAAUCCUCAUACAAUUCCACAAUACAACUCUGACCAUAAGAAUUCUCUCAGACAUUAACUUACAACAUUUUUUUCAUAUAGUAUAAUGCUCCCUUCAACCAAAAAAUGAAAACUUUGACCCACUGUAAAAAAAAACUCAGACGGGCUGGACCAUAAGUUUGUUCUACAGAAAUGAUCUACUCAACAUACCCUUUCAGAAUUAUAGGGUCGCUAUUCUGUUCCAAAAAUGCUGUUGGACAGUGUAAUUAAUGUCAGGAAUGAAAUAAAUUGCGCAUGGCUUUCCUACUGCUGGCGCUCCGUUCCUUUGUCUCAUUAGCAAAAUACUUAAUGAUUUAUUAUUUAAACGGAAAACUUAUUAAUCUUUAAAAAAUAUUGGUUGAAAACCUUUUAAUUGUCAAUAAAAGUAUAUCUUAACUGGUUUUAGAAAGUUCCAAAGGAUUUGAGUGAUCACGAAAGCUUUUUCGUAUGAGCGGCACAUCAGCACAUCACCGUUUUGUGAGCAAUGACUGAUUUGAAUCGCUGGUUAUUUAUCUGUGAAACAUUUACUUUUUUAGAGUGAAAACUUGAGGGGCUAUACCAGUAUAACGCAUGAAAAAUUAUGCGAUUUUCAAGAAUUUUUUUAAGAGAAAGUGCGCAAUUGAAUAUUUAGAACUUCUUUAAACGUAAUAAUGUAUAUUUUCAGCUAUAUUUUAAGAUUUUUUUUUUAUAAAA
This is a messenger RNA of Bactrocera dorsalis (oriental fruit fly), 9128 nucleotides long. RefSeq lists its product as uncharacterized. The transcript is spliced from 3 exons. Bases 6540 to 7565 code for a protein of 341 amino acids. Lineage: Eukaryota; Metazoa; Arthropoda; Insecta; Diptera; Tephritidae. The record is from RefSeq and is a predicted model, not a curated record.